Messenger RNA from Melitaea cinxia (Glanville fritillary), 541 nucleotides. It is a transcript of the gene RpS20, whose product is annotated as 40S ribosomal protein S20. Gene Ontology annotation, cellular component: ribosome; cytosolic small ribosomal subunit. Lineage: Eukaryota; Metazoa; Arthropoda; Insecta; Lepidoptera; Nymphalidae. The transcript has 3 exons. Gene Ontology annotation, biological process: translation. Gene Ontology annotation, molecular function: structural constituent of ribosome. Bases 135 to 506 code for a protein of 123 amino acids. The record is from RefSeq and is a predicted model, not a curated record.
AAACAUUGAAUCGCGCCAUUUUAACAUUCCGUUCUUUCCGUUUUUGACAUUUGUUCUAAGCUGUUCUCCCUCCGGUUCAGCGCUGAGCAAUUUUCAAUUGAAAUUGUUUAUCUCGACCGGGAAAUCGCAUCAAAAUGGCAGCCGCUGUUGUAUCUGGCAAAGAUAUUGAGAAGCCCCAGGCCGAGGUUUCCCCCAUCCAUCGCAUCCGUAUCACGCUGACGUCUCGCAACGUGCGCUCCCUCGAAAAAGUGUGCUCGGACCUCAUCAAUGGUGCCAAGAAACAAAAGCUGCGUGUUAAGGGACCAGUCCGCAUGCCAACCAAGAUUCUUCGCAUUACCACCAGAAAAACCCCCUGCGGUGAAGGUUCCAAGACAUGGGAUAGGUUCCAGAUGAGGAUCCACAAGCGUGUGAUCGACCUCCACUCACCCUCCGAGAUUGUAAAGCAGAUUACGUCGAUCAACAUCGAGCCUGGUGUAGAAGUAGAAGUUACCAUCGCCGAUGCAUAGGCAUAACUGCCAAUAAAAUCUAUUAAAUAUAUAAA